GUCACCUCAAAUUAUUUGCUGUGCCAGCUGAUGAAUCAAGUUUCAAUGCAAAUGCAUAGAAACAAAAUUACAAAUCACAAAACGUCUUUCACUCUACGAUCGGAAAGACAACAACUGAUAACACUGUGUGCUUUGUUCUCAGUGACCCGCAUGUUCACGCACUUUGCUUCCAGUCAUCGUCUAGUGAGCUACGCUUAGAAUAAAAAAAACUCUACCGACUUGAUUUCUAAUCGAAAUUUGUUGAUAAAUUUAAACAAAUUCGCUUUUACAAUGGCUUGGACGUCUUAUCAACUCUCGCUGGCGUUCAUGAUGGUAAUCACAGGCAGUAUAAACACUUUAAGCACAAAGUGGGCGGAUGAUUUAAAGUCUGUGGGACGUGAUGGCACACUCCGCGCGUUUGAUCAUCCAUUCAUGCAAGCAUCCAGCAUGUUUCUGGGCGAGAUUCUGUGUUUGGUCACAUUUAAAAUCAUGUAUUUUAUUUAUUCUAAACAAGGUGUUGAGAAUGAGAAAGCACUCACAAAAGGCAACAGAAACUUCAACCCGUUCAUUUUAUUCAUCCCUGCAAUGUGCGACAUGACAGCCACUUCGAUAAUGUACGUUGGAUUAACAAUGACCUACGCCUCGAGUUUCCAAAUGUUUCGCGGCUCUGUCAUCAUCUUCGUCGGUUUGCUCAGCGUCGGAUUCCUCGAGCGUAUCCUAAAGAAACGCGAAUGGGCUGGAAUAUUCAUGGUUAUCGUCGGUUUGACGACUGUAGGCGCAGCGGAUUUCAUGUUCUCGCCAAAAGGCGAAGAUAACCCCGAUAGAAACUCGAUAAUCACCGGGGAUAUUCUGAUUAUCAUCGCGCAGGUGAUCACGGCGAUACAGAUGGUAGUCGAGGAGAAAUUCGUGACUGGACAAGACAUUCCGCCGUUGCAAGCGGUCGGAUGGGAAGGUUUAUUCGGAUUUAUUGUUCUAAGCUUACUGCAGAUUCCGUUUUAUUUUAUUCAUGUUGGUCCGCCGUUCAGUAACAACUCGCGGGGGGUUUUAGAGGAUGCUAUUGAGGGUUUCAUACAGAUAGGGAAUAAUUGGCGGCUGUUUUUCGCCAUUAUGGGUACGAUUAUCUCGAUUGCGUUCUUUAAUUUUGCUGGGAUUAGUGUGACGAAGGAGAUGUCGGCCACGUCGCGGAUGGUUUUGGAUUCGGUGCGGACGAUUGUCAUCUGGAUUGUUGGAUUGUUGUUUAUGCAUCAGUCGUUUAUUUGGUUACAGCUCUUUGGCUUCAUUGCACUGCUAAUAGGAAUGUGUCUCUACAACGGAAUCACUUGUAGAUCGGUGAUAAUUCGUUUGAGGAUGCUUUACACUCGAAUUAGAUACGGCAGCAUGCAGGAUGAGGUUAUUAUCAACACGCCGGCGGACCAAGCGGACGACCCGAUCAUUUUCGCUUGAUUUAGUCUAGUUAAUUAGCUUGGAAUACUGCUAUCAUUGAUUAUUAUUGUGUAUGUAUAAUUAUUACUGACAAAGAUCUAUAUUUUAUUAAUGUGUACGAUGUAAGAUGGGAUUUGAAGACUUGUUGGACUAAGUUGCAGCUUGGUUCCGAAAAUUGUGUGAUUUGACCUGAUAGAGGUAGGAAAAGAAUAUGAAUUAAUGAAUAUUUAGACGAUUUUUAUUAACUGAAAUGAUAUAGGUAUAUUAUUUGAAGAGUAAAUUACUAAAAAAGUAAAAUUUAGAUCUUUUUAUGCUUUUUUUGUAGUUUUUGAAGAGAUUUGAUGCAAGUUAAAAAAAAAAUGUGAUUUUAUGACGAAUAUAUACUUUCAUUGACUA
Messenger RNA from Dalotia coriaria, 1797 nucleotides. It is a transcript of the gene Tango9, whose product is annotated as transport and golgi organization 9. The record is from RefSeq and is a predicted model, not a curated record. Gene Ontology annotation, biological process: transmembrane transport. Lineage: Eukaryota; Metazoa; Arthropoda; Insecta; Coleoptera; Staphylinidae. The transcript is spliced from 4 exons. Gene Ontology annotation, molecular function: transmembrane transporter activity. Gene Ontology annotation, cellular component: intracellular membrane-bounded organelle; membrane. Bases 271 to 1422 code for a protein of 383 amino acids.